Molecule: messenger RNA, 687 nt
Organism: Paramecium pentaurelia
Lineage: Eukaryota; Ciliophora; Oligohymenophorea; Peniculida; Parameciidae
Source: the annotation of a GenBank genome assembly
CAAUGCAUUCUAAGACUUAUAUUCCUUGGGCUCCAUAAUGCAGAGGAUAAUUAUUCGAUGAUGUAAUUCAUGAGGGAGGCACAUUAUUUUUUGUAUAUAUAUCCUUAAGAGUUUAAUUGGGAGUUACUAUAACAUAUUUUAUUGUUAUUGGUCUUAUAUUUAAUAUAGUUGGAACAAUGACUGCUUGUAAUUUUGCUUGGUCUUGUAUGGCAAGUAAUAACAAUUUCAUAUUAUUUAGCUCGUCCUGAAUCUUAAUAUAAUUAUAUAUUUUUUAUUGAAAUAGGCUUUAAGAUGGUUUUGUAAAUAGCUGAAAUCAUUGUUAUAUGUGUUUCAUUUGCUAUUAUUGAUAGUAAAAGACUUGUAAUUAAAGAUGUCAAUGAUAAUUAAUGUGUUUCAGAUCCAGUAAGUGAUUACUUCUUCACAAAUCUAGAAAAUGAUUUAACUAAAUUUGCUUGGUCAUAUAAUCUAGCUAAUUUAGUCAUCUUUGCAGUUACAUUAAUUUUAGAUUUAAUAAUAAUAAAACACUCCUUAAAUCAAGGACAUCAUCAUGGAGCAAAAAAACAUCAUGAAAAGGGAGAACAUUAAGAAUUAGAUAUAGGAUCAAACGGAGAAUCCAUAAAUUAGUAGGAUGUUAAAAGCGAUCAAAAGUUAUAAGCUAAAAGUGAUAUGUUAUAGUCUCCAUAAUGA